Messenger RNA from Botrytis deweyae, 1918 nucleotides. RefSeq lists its product as uncharacterized. The transcript has 4 exons. Lineage: Eukaryota; Fungi; Ascomycota; Leotiomycetes; Helotiales; Sclerotiniaceae. Bases 657 to 1787 code for a protein of 376 amino acids. Gene Ontology annotation, molecular function: flavin adenine dinucleotide binding; electron-transferring-flavoprotein dehydrogenase activity. The record is from RefSeq and is a predicted model, not a curated record. Gene Ontology annotation, cellular component: cytoplasm.
GUUUCAGGUGGAAUUUGACAGCCGUGAACUUCCAACGUACUGGGAAGUGCUCUAUCUGGAAUUUUCGCAAUCUGAUGAGCAGACAAUGUCCGUUGAGGCACAGAUUGUUAACAGAGACAGCCAGACAGCCAGUCCUUUUCGGACAUCCAGACGACCUGGUCAGAUGGUAUCUGGAAUUUGAUGAUAAAUCAUCGAGUUUUUUAUCGAAUUUUUCAUCUUGAAUAAGCAAAAGUUCAAUCUUAAUAAGAUGCUUAACAACUCAUAUGGGCGGUCAGCUAGGCAAAUUUGGGAAGGUCUCGUUUUAUUCAAUUUUAUUCAAAGCGCUGAAUUCUCCGAUGGGCUCAGAUCCACGGCGCUAAGACCUCUCAUUGGUCGUUCACCGCGGCUCGUUCACAGACUUCCUCAAUGUACCAAAAUCCAAAAUCCAAAAUCCAAAAUUAAUUUACAAAGCACUGUUCUUUUGAUUCUAGGUUGAAGAUGAGAAAGGUAUAUAGAGUCUCAGAUCAUGGGUGGUCAAUCUUAUUCAAUAUUAUAAUACUUUCAUCAUUUCACUCUCAAUUUUCAAUACCCUCCCAGCCCUUCAUUUCUAUCCUCAUACAAAUUACUUUUUGUUUUCUGAUACUGGAAACUAAUUGAGACGAUCACAUCACGAGAUAAUGGCCAACCCUCUCAAGAACAUCGUCAUCCUAGGUGGAUCAUAUGCUGGAGUCAGUACAGCACAUAGGAUACUGAAGCAAUCAGCCAAAGCUGGACUCGCCAUCAAGAUCACCUUGGUUUCACCAAACACCCAUGUAUACUGGAAUCUUGCAGCCACACGAGCAAUUGUACCUGGAGAAAUGCCAGAUGAGAAACUUUUCGCAUCCAUAGCUACAGGAUUCAAGCAAUACACUGCUGAUAAAUUCGAAUUUGUUGUCGGUACCGCUGAGGGAUUGGACGUGGAGAACAAAACAGUUGUUGUUUCCGGAGAUAGUGGGAGAUCGAGCUUGAAUUAUGACACUCUUAUCCUCGCCACGGGCUCAAGACCCAAAGAAGAAUCGCCCUUCAAGGGCAAGGGUUCAUAUCAAGAGUCACUUGACUUGUUACAUGAAUGGCAAGCUAAGGUCAAGGAUGCGUCUUCCAUCUAUGUAGCUGGAGCUGGAGCGACAGGUGUCGAAACGGCAGGCGAGUUAGGUUUUGCAUAUGGUUCUUCAAAACAGAUCACUCUGAUUGCAAGUGGCCCUGUUGUACUUGAAGGCACUCCCGCAAGUGUCUCCAAAACAGCCAUGAAACAACUUGAAAACCUCCAAGUCAAGAUCAAAGUAUCCACUAAGGUUUCCGGCACAGCAAAGACACCUGAUGGAAAAACCGAAAUCACAUUAUCGAACGGCGAGAAAAUCAUUGUCGACUUGUAUAUUCCGACCAUGGGUAUCGUCCCAAACUCUUCAUUUAUUCCAGAGAAAUAUCUCAACCCAGCCGGUUUUGCAGUUGUGGACCAGUUCUUGAGGUUGAAGGAUGCUGGAAAUGUGUGGGUCGUGGGCGAUGUGUCUGCUGUUGAACGUGCACAAUAUGUGAAUACCGACAAACAAAGCACCCAUGUUGCGAAGAAUAUUGCAUUGAUAUUGAAGAAUUCCGAGCCAUUAAGCUACAAGGUCGCGGAUAAAAAUAUGUUGGCAGUCCCAGUUGGCAAAAAGGCUGGCACAGGUCACAUGGGAGGAAUGAAAUUCCCUAGCUUUGUAGUCAACAUGGUGAAGGGGAAGACUUUAUUCACUGAGAAGUUGACGCCUAUGGUUAAUGGAUCUGCCUUUUAGACUGGUUGUAUUGGCGUUCCUCUUGCAGAGGAGAUGGAUUUUCAGGCGUUGUGGCAAAUAGGAAAGGGAGAUACCCUUUCUUUCUUUUUCCUACUCAUUAAUAUCUAAUUAUAUUGUUCGUUUCGUUAUGA